Messenger RNA from Acanthopagrus latus (yellowfin seabream), 2786 nucleotides. It is a transcript of the gene crhr1, whose product is annotated as corticotropin releasing hormone receptor 1. The record is from RefSeq and is a predicted model, not a curated record. Lineage: Eukaryota; Metazoa; Chordata; Actinopteri; Spariformes; Sparidae. The transcript is spliced from 13 exons. Bases 331 to 1587 code for a protein of 418 amino acids. Gene Ontology annotation, cellular component: neuron projection; plasma membrane. Gene Ontology annotation, biological process: cell surface receptor signaling pathway; adenylate cyclase-activating G protein-coupled receptor signaling pathway. Gene Ontology annotation, molecular function: corticotropin-releasing hormone binding; corticotrophin-releasing factor receptor activity; G protein-coupled peptide receptor activity.
ACCCACCAGCUACAGCCUUACCUUCUUGGAGAUCCGCCAUUAUGUUAUGAAAGCGCCAUGUGGGCGCCCAACGCUAGGGCUCUGUUGUUGGCUGUAAAGACAGCACACAGCAUGCCAUCAUGUCCCAGCUGCAGAGGAUAGAAGAGUGGCAUGGAUUUAAUUCAUUUUCAAGGCAAAGUCCCAGCUACAGUUAGCAAAAACUGUUUGUGUAUGCUAACCACUUCCAACCUCAGUCAGUACAAGGCAGGAGUAGUCGGGAGACUUUUUCUAAAUGGAGGUGAACUUGCAACGUAGCGUGUAAUACCUGCAGAUGAUGUGGUGUGUUUCUGUAUGUUGCUGAUUGGACGAGUGUCUCCAGCAGAGUUAACCUGUGAGACGCUGAUUCUGCUGUCGACAAACUUGACAGCGAGGAUGUUGGCAGUACUGAUGAACCAGACGUUCACCAUCAGUAACAGCUCCGGUGUGUUCUGUGAGCUGUCUGUGGAUGGGAUCGGUACCUGCUGGCCUCGCAGUGCAGCAGGUGAGCUCAUCUCCAGACCCUGUCCUGAACAGUUCAACGGCAUCCACUACAACACCACCAACCGGGUGUACAGAGAUUGUCAGUUGAAUGGCAGCUGGGCUCCUCGAGGAAACUACAGUCAGUGCACCGAGAUCAUCGUCCUGAGGAAGAGUAAAGUUCAUUAUCAGGUUGCUGUCAUCAUCAACUACCUGGGUCACUGCAUCUCUCUGGGAGCUCUGCUGCUUGCCUUCACACUCUUCAUGAGACUCAGGAGUAUUCGCUGUCUGAGGAACAUCAUCCACUGGAAUCUGAUCUCAGCAUUCAUCCUCAGGAACGCUACCUGGUUCAUUGUCCAGCUGACCAUGAACCCAGCUGUUACCGAGAGCAACCAGGUGUGGUGCAGGUUGGUCACAGCAGGUUAUAAUUAUUUCCAUGUGACGAACUUCUUCUGGAUGUUUGGUGAAGGUUGUUAUCUUCACACGGCCGUUGUCCUCACUUACUCCACGGACAAGCUCAGGAAGUGGAUGUUCAUCUGCAUUGGCUGGGGUAUUCCAUUCCCAAUCAUUGUGGCGUGGGCCUUUGGGAAACUUUACUAUGACAAUGAGAAGUGCUGGUUUGGGAAGAGAGCCGGUGUUUACACGGACUACAUCUACCAAGGGCCCAUGAUCCUGGUCCUGCUGAUUAAUUUUGUCUUCCUGUUCAACAUCGUUCGGAUCCUGAUGACCAAGCUGAGGGCGUCAACCACCUCAGAGACCAUCCAGUACAGGAAGGCGGUGAAGGCGACUCUGGUGCUGCUGCCUCUGUUAGGAAUUACCUACAUGCUGUUCUUUGUGAAUCCUGGAGGGGAAGACGAAGUCGCUCAGAUUGUCUUCAUCUACUUCAACUCCAUCCUGGAGUCCUUCCAGGGCUUUUUCGUCUCAGUGUUCUACUGUUUCCUCAACAGUGAGGUGCGGUCAGCGGUCAGGAAGCGUUGGAUUCGUUGGCAGGACCGCAGCUCGUUCCGCAGCCGGGCGGUGCGCGCCACUUCACUACCAACAUCACCGAGCAGAGUGUCCUUCCACAGCAUCAAACAGUCCUCCAACCUCUGACACCUCAUCCAAUCACAGGCUGUGAUGUCAUUCCAAUUAGCCACUCAGAGGCUUCACUUUCAGUCAGGACCUGGUUACAACUACUAAUGGAUCAAAUUAGACUAGUCAAUCACAGUGCACGACACAGAUUUGUCGAGCCAAUCAGAGGGAGCCUCUGCCUGGCCCCACCCCUCUUUAUGUGAUGACCAAUCAUUGGACUUGACCAAUCAGCUGCUUACACAAAGUCACAGACAGUCGUGACGUCAGGCAGCUGAAGGUGUUCAUGAUCUGUGAUCAAGUUUAUUUAUUGAUUAGCUAUAUAUGAGCUAUAUUUGUCUCUAUUGCAAUAUUGAUUACUGAGCUGCCACCAGGAAGCGCUCCAACACACUGAAAAGGCCCUCUGAACAUUAUCUGAUGAAUAUCUGUUGUUCCUGAACUGUUCAACAUGACUGAAUUAUUAUUAUUAUUGUUGUUGCUGUUGUCAUUUUAUCAGAUCUCUGGGUGUUAAACAUCUAAAAUCAGUCAAAUUGUGAAACGGAAACUUUUAAUAAAAGCAAUUUGAUUCAAAUUCAUCACCUUCAAGUGAAACAGAACCGGUUCUGAUAAACUGAUCAGAGUGCCAGACGAUGUUGACGACUUAACAUUUUUUUGCACUUUAUUAUCUUUAAAAAAAGAUAAAUAAAUAAAUAAAAAUAUUAAUCAUUUAAUAUUUUUCACUUUGAUAAAAUGUUGCUGCCCAGGAGCAGAUUUAGUUUUUACUGAUCAGUAAUUUAAACUGUAAAUGGUUCUGCUCCUGUGGACCCGACCAACAGUGAUCAUAGUAACCAUAGAGUAGUUUGUACCUGUAGGUCACCUGGAGGGAAACACUCAGGGUGUGUGUGUGUGUGUGUGUGUGUGUGUGUGUGUGUGUGUGACUGUGUGUUGUAAAUAUUGAAUUUAUAAUAAAUCAGAUUAAAUUAAUUUAUAAUAGGAGAAGACUCAGUGAGACGAUGAGCACUCGUUUUGAUCACCAGUCUCACUGGGCCAGGUGGAGUUUAUUGCACAUGAUGUGACCCUGAUGUCUGAUAUCUAAUAAAUCAAUUCAUCAAUAUGAUCAGUGAUGUUUGUCUUUCCUCACAUUCUACUUCCUGUUUGUCCUGGAGAGAUCCUCCUCUUCUUACUUUGUAUUAUUUGAAAUACUUGGAUACUUUCAACCAUGUGGUACAUGCAGUGCAUAUCGC